Messenger RNA from Bradysia coprophila, 2379 nucleotides. It is a transcript of the gene Cpsf100, whose product is annotated as cleavage and polyadenylation specificity factor subunit 2. NCBI's taxonomy places the organism in Eukaryota, Metazoa, Arthropoda, Insecta, Diptera, Sciaridae. Gene Ontology annotation, cellular component: mRNA cleavage and polyadenylation specificity factor complex. Gene Ontology annotation, biological process: mRNA 3'-end processing by stem-loop binding and cleavage. Gene Ontology annotation, molecular function: RNA binding. The record is from RefSeq and is a predicted model, not a curated record.
AGAAGAAGAAGUUGAGCCAAGAGACUCUAAAAACACCAUAGAGUAUAGCGCGAGCGAUUAAAACAUGACUUCGAUAAUUAAAUUGCUAGCGAUAUCUGGAUCAAGCGAUGAAUCGCCACCGUGUUAUCUGUUGCAAGUGGACGAAGUAAGAAUUUUGUUGGACUGCGGUUGGGAUGAGAAAUUCGAUCCAAAUUUUAUCAAAGAAAUAAAAAGGCAUGUCCACACCAUCGAUGCAGUGUUACUCUCAUAUCCGGAUCCAUUCCAUUUGGGAGCACUUCCCUACCUAGUCGGUAAAUUAGGUUUGAAUUGUCCGAUUUAUGCGACCAUUCCGGUGUACAAAAUGGGUCAGAUGUUUAUGUACGACCUGUACAUGUCGCAUUACAACAUGUACGACUUUGAGCUGUUUUCAUUAGACGACAUCGACACGGCGUUCGAGCGGAUAAUUCAAUUGAAAUACAACCAGAGCGUUGCGUUAAAGGGCAAGGGAUACGGAACGAUAACGAUAACACCGUUGCCGGCCGGUCAUAUGAUUGGUGGUACGAUUUGGAAAAUCAUUAAAGUCGGCGAAGAGGACAUAGUCUACGCAGCCGAUUUCAAUCACAAGAAGGAGAGGCAUUUGAACGGUUGUGAAUUGGAGAAACUGCAACGUCCAUCACUGCUGAUCACCGAUGCCUACAAUGCCAAAUAUCAACAAGCCAGACGCAGAGCAAGGGAUGAGAAACUGAUGACGAAUAUACUGCAAACGUUGCGGAACAAUGGGAAUGUUUUAGUGUGUGUGGACACUGCUGGUCGUGUUUUGGAACUAGCUCAUAUGUUGGACCAAUUCUGGCGUAACAAAGACUCCGGCCUCUUGGCCUACUCGUUGGCCAUACUGAAUCAUUUCAGCUACAAUGUCAUCGAGUUCGCCAAAUCGCAGAUCGAAUGGAUGAGCGACAAAUUGAUGAAAAGUUUCGAGGGCGCACGGAACAAUCCGUUCCAAUUCAAACACUUGCAGUUGUGUCACAGCUUGAACGAUCUGAAUAAAAUAUCCAGUCCGAAAGUGGUACUGGCCUCGACGCCGGAUAUGGAAAGUGGAUUCACACGAGAAUUGUUUGUGCAGUGGGCGGCGAAUCCGAACAACAGCAUCAUUAUCACAUCACGAUCGUCUCAAGGGACUCUGGCUCGCGAUUUACUAGAAAAUGGUGGAAAUGGACGGAAAAUCGAACUGGAUGUGAGGCGACGCGUCGAACUCGAAGGUGCUGAAUUGGAAGACUAUAUGAGAACGGAGGGCGAACGACACAAACUGUCGAAACUGAUCAAACAGGAUAUUGAUGACAGUAGCUCGGACUCUGACGACGAUUUGGAAAUGAAUAUCAUUACCGGCAAGCAUGACAUUGUCGUGCGGAACGAGAGUAUGGCACAUUCGGGCUUCUUUAAAACCAGUCGCAAGCAGCAUGUCAUGUUUCCAUUUUACGAGGAGAAGAUCAAAAGUGACGAGUACGGCGAGAUCAUUCAGCUGGAGGAUUACAAAAUGCUCGACGUUGGUUUUGAUGUAGUCAUGGACGAUAACAAAGAGAACACGCAACAAGUGAAAAUUGAGGAUAUCAAGAAGGAAUCGGAUAAGAACAAAAAUGACUGCGUCUUGGUUGAAAAGCCAACGAAAUGCAUCAGUAGCCGGAAGCUGAUCGAAGUAAACGCCCAAGUUCAAUUCAUCGACUUCGAGGGUCGAUCAGAUGGUGGAUCUCUACUACAAAUUCUGUCACAACUACGCCCGCGUCGAAUUGUGGUGGUUCGUGGUUCACCAGAAAACAUAGACAUAGUGUCAAAGCAUUGCGUCCAGAGCAUUGGUGCCCGUGUCUUCACGCCGAAAAAGGGCGACAUUGUGGACGCAACAACCGAAACACACAUCUACCAGGUCCGAUUGACUGAGGCAUUGGUGUCGCAAUUGUUCUUCCAAAGGGGUAAAGAUGCCGAAAUUGCAUGGAUGGACUCGGCGGUGGUGGUGCGCAAAAAGCAAAUAGCUGCGGUUGGAGCGACUCUCGAUAUGGAAGUUGAUCAAGAGGAGCCAACGGAAGUGAUCGACGACGAAGACCAAAAGCUACUCACAUUGGCACCGCUGGAGGAGGAGGACAUUCCGCCACACAAUUCAGUUUUUGUCAACGAAUUGAAACUGUCGGAUUUCAAGCAAAUUUUGCAGAAGCACAACAUCAAUUCGGAAUUUUCGGGUGGUGUGCUGUGGUGUUCGAAUGGAACGUUGGCUUUGAAGCGGGUUGACACUGGCAAAGUAACGAUGGAAGGAUGUCUGUCGGAAGAUUACUACAAAAUCCGGGAGCUGCUGUAUGAACAAUAUGCGAUCAUAUAAUUGUCAAAUAGAGUGGGCCCUGGCCGAACGAUGUGAAA